Molecule: messenger RNA, 1214 nt
Organism: Sitophilus oryzae (rice weevil)
Lineage: Eukaryota; Metazoa; Arthropoda; Insecta; Coleoptera; Curculionidae
Exons: 5
Coding region: 200-1129 (309 amino acids)
Biological process (GO): sensory perception of taste
Cellular component (GO): neuronal cell body; dendrite; membrane
Source: RefSeq, a predicted model, not a curated record
UUGAAGCCCAGGAGAUAAGGCAUCUAAAAAUAACUUGCUUUUUGCCAUACAAACAGGUAUUCGUAUUUAGAACUAGUUCCAAUUUGUCUGUCUCACAAGCAGAGUGUUUUCCGCUUAAAAAUUGCUUUAUUUUAAAUUAAUAAAUUUUAUUUUUUAUAUAUUUGUUUACAAAAGUGAAUAUGAAUUGUGAUGAAGCAGGAUGUAUUAUUCUCCCUCGUUCAACCUGGUAAGCCUCGUAGCAGUAUUGGGUGAAUUAAUGGGUGUCUUAAUAUGGUCAACUGCCCUUUACCAUACCAGUUGGAAAAAGGGUAUCUGGAAACGUCUGUUUAUCGAUAUUGCAACACUAGAAGACGCUAACCACCUCAACACUAGCAAAAGCUUGGAAACGAACAUAUUUAAAAGUGCCACCCUUCAACUUAUCCUCACAAUUUUGAUGAUAAUGGGUCUUUUCUCUUACGAACCUUUGGUCCAAAGUAAUCAGAAGGUAUUUUUAUAUACGACGACCUAUGUAUACUUUUUUCUACAUUUCUUGCUGUCGUUGAUUAUUGGAAAUGUAGCUGUCAUUCUAAAGUUGAAAUUUGAAGAUAUUAAUCAGCUCCUUUCAACAUACGAAUACGAGAAUGUUACUGCAUUAAUAAAAGGGACCAAGAAAGUGAAAGACUUGUACGCUUCAAUGGCAGAAAUAGUAGAAACAUUUAACAGGUUGUUCGGGCCUCAGCUGUUCCUCAUGGGUCUUCACUGUUCGUCACAGAUCCUUCAAUGGAGCGUCACUUUAGUCUACAACAUGUUCUCCGAUGAUAAAGAUGAUGACUACGACAGACUAGUAGUGGGAAUAAUAUAUAUAAUAAUGAUGUUGAUUUGGUUAGGUAUCACAAUGUUCUGUUGUGAUCUGGCUGUAGUGGAAUCUGAAGAAAUCGUCACUAUUUGUUACCGAAUACAGAUGGCCCAUCCAGUUUUUUCCGAACCUUAUCAAAACAUCAAGAAUUUGCUUUAUUUAGUGAAUAACUCCAAGAUUCGCUUUACGGCAAUGGAUUACUAUGAGAUCAGUCGUUCGACGAUGUUCGAUCUGAUUGGCACGACUGCUACAUACUUUGUAGUACUUAUACAGUUUUAUGACGGGAAGAAAUAAAGAUCAGACUUAUGAUAUACUAGAAAUGAAAAGGAUACCUAUUUAAUUAUGUAUGAUAGAUUUAUUUAAUAAAUAUUCCAAGAAA